[Torrubiella] hemipterigena is the source of this 2561-nucleotide messenger RNA. The record is from the annotation of a GenBank genome assembly. NCBI's taxonomy places the organism in Eukaryota, Fungi, Ascomycota, Sordariomycetes, Hypocreales, Clavicipitaceae.
GACCAAAACAACAGACGAACCGUAUCACGAUGGAUAGCCGGUAACAGCAAUCUGCUACAAUUAAAACUCGAAGAAUGUCUUUAAGCGACGAAGAAUUGUUUGAUGCUUUAUCCGAAGACGACGAAUUACUACUGCAGCUCGCCCUUGAUCACGAAAGAGGUACAAUAACGUCUACUGCUGCCGUCGAUGCAGUGCCUGGACAAACUGGAGCUUUAAUAUCGGACGAAGAGCGUAACAAUGCACCGAAAUCCCAUGAGCCUCCUCUUGAUGCGCCGUCUCCACCGGCAGACUUGGUUCAGAGCACCAACAGUGCGUUUCCAGUCGAGCAUCCGCAUCUAACAAAUCCUCAAUCAGACAUCAGCCGCGUAGAUACAGAAGACUUGGCAGCGUCGAAUAGUGAUGUUGAGACGGUGGACGACAGAUCGCCUUUACAACGCUUUCGCUCGUAUCCAAGGCGCCCAUUAACGGUUACUGAUCUCACAUCUGGUGCGUGGUGUGAAUUACAAUAUUGGUACACCCUAUCGCGACUACCUGGUGGCAAGCGCACGCGAACAGCAGCCAUGCGUCAAGGCAGCAAACUCCACCAAGAGCUGGAAGACGAAGUCCAUACAACAGUCAAAGUGGAAGUCGAGAGCAGAGAGGAUGGAUUUGGCCUUCGCCUGUGGAACUUUAUCCAAGGGAUCCGAACACUUCGAGAAACAGGCCUAACUCGGGAAUUAGAGGUCUGGGGCAUGAUUGAUGGCAAUCUCGUUAGCGGCGUGAUUGACGGCGUCAGCCAUGAAAACCCCAAUCCUCAGUUUGAACUCAAGCUCAGUCAAGAGGAGAACGAUGACGACAAUAAAAAGAAGUUGACAGACUUCUUUUCAAGUCCAGAGCAACAAAAUAAACCUAAAGCAACCACCGAUACGAAAAAGGUGUAUUUGACAGAUGUCAAAACACGUGGAUCGCUAGCACCAGUGUCCAUGACACUGGUUCGGCCGGCCAAGAUUCAACUUCUGCUAUAUCACAAGUUCCUGAGCGAUAUUGCUGCAGGCAACCUCGACUUCUUCAAAGUGCUCCGUCGCUAUGGGCUGGACGCUGAUAAACCAUUCUCCGAUACCUUUAUCGCCGAAAUCGGAAGCCUACACGAUGAGAUAUUCGAUGACGGGUCUCCUAGCCCUCAAGAUGCAUCUGGAGAAGCAGAACCGACACAGUCUGAAGAAUCGACAUUUGUUAAGUAUCACAAUAUUAGGCAAUUAUUGCGUUUGGUUGAGAAGGAGGUCGGUCUUGCGUUCCCUCAUGGCCGAGAAUCCAUGGGCAACAUGCUCCGCGUUCACUAUAUAUAUCGCGACGAUGGUCGGAGUAUAGACAUGCAUGAUUUCCCAGUGUCCAACUCGGCGCUGGAGACAUAUUUGACAGUAUAUAUGGAGUGGUGGCGUGGCGAAAGAAAGGCUCGCGGUGUAGAAAUCGAAGAGGCUUUCAAGUGCCGGACGUGUGAGUUUGUGGAUGACUGCGACUGGCGGCAGACGAAGGACAAGGAAAGAAUCCAGGCAGCUACUCGUCGAACGGCUCGUUCCAAAAGGCACCGUGAAUGAGAGUAUUGGUAUACAUGAGAAACGAAUAUGAACGACUUUUAAUUCCCAGCUAUAUGCAAAUAUAAAUGCCAUCUUUGCUAUAUGAUUGUGAUAAAUUUACGGCCUUGUGGUUCCUCUAUUCCCAUUCUUUUCUAGGUGUCAAGUACUUCUCCAAAUCGUCUCUACCAAAUAUUUCAGCUUGUAGUUUUACUGCAUUUUGUCUCUCUUUCGCAGCCUGUACCUUCAACUCCUUUGCUGAGAGCACUUUCACCUCUUCUUGCACCACAGGCUGCUUCUUCUUGGCUGCCUCCUCCUGCCGCCGCUUGAUCUCCUCGGCGGCUCCAAUGCCGAGAUUGUCGUCUUUGCUAGUGACUUUGAUUGGGAACCUGACGCCUUCGCCUUCUUUGCCCAGGCCAAUUCUUGCAUCAGGGUCCCAGCCCUGAGAAGCUAGAGCCCGCAGACCGAUCCUCGAUCGAUCCAACGAUGAUGGUGGAUGCGAGUGCUUCAGAGACACUUGAUGCGCCAAGGUUGAUUCAUGCUCUUGAAGUGAGGUUGUGAUAGGCAAUGAGCAACUAGCGCAUAUCUCGGGCUCUUUCGAUGACUCGGCUUUAUCAAGCGCCUCUGGCGUCUUCGCUGUGGGCUCUUUCGAGUCGCUUUUUCUCAGAACAAUGCUGGCAUAGAUAUCUCCGAUACUGCGACCAGGCGAUGAUGUGGUACUAACCGCCGUAAUCCCGGCAUCAGGUUCUUGUGCUUUGACGAAUUCCACGCGCUUACGCUUCAGGCCGGCGCCGAAACCUGGCUUAUGGUGCAGGGGGAUAUCGUCGUCGUCGCUGCGGUGAUGGCCCUCAUCGUCUUGGAUGUCAUGGGUAUCAUCGAGACGCGCUGCGGCGCGCGACCGUCGCAUAGUCGUAGACGUUGCGCCCCGUCCGUUUACUUUGUUGCAGUAUUGUGGUUUACAGAUGUCUGAGGGUUACGGUAUCAUGGUGCAGUUGCGAUGACGCGUUGUGG